Homalodisca vitripennis (glassy-winged sharpshooter) is the source of this 1750-nucleotide messenger RNA. RefSeq names its product probable cytochrome P450 6a13. The record is from RefSeq and is a predicted model, not a curated record. Bases 237 to 1703 code for a protein of 488 amino acids. NCBI's taxonomy places the organism in Eukaryota, Metazoa, Arthropoda, Insecta, Hemiptera, Cicadellidae. Gene Ontology annotation, molecular function: iron ion binding; oxidoreductase activity, acting on paired donors, with incorporation or reduction of molecular oxygen; heme binding. The transcript has 9 exons.
UAGAGUAAUAGUUUAAAACUUUCGGCCAUAAAAUAUAGAAUAAUCCAUCAGAAAAAAAGUUGACCACCAUAUUGGAAAAUGAACGAGUGUUUAAAUGUUUGAAGUACUUACUUUUAGAUGGAUCUAAAACAAGGAAAGACUUUUAAUUUCAAGUCUGCUAAAAGCUUUAUAUUUUUCACAGAUCACAGUGGCGGUCCAUUACAGAAAACUGAUAAGGUUCUUUUCGGUUGCCAGGCAUGUUUCAUAUAACGCUGUUGGUGCUUUUGGUAGUCCUUAGUGUGGUAUACAUGAGACUGAAACACAACUACAACUACUGGACUAGACGGGGGCUACCACAGCCGCCGACUGUUUUAGGCUUCGGCAACAUGUUGCCCAUCCUUCUCAUGAAGAUCAAUAUAGGCAUUAUAUUCGAUAACAUGUACAGGAACUAUCCAGAACGUGACGCAGUGGGAUUCUAUAACUUCCUGUCUCCCCAUUUGCUCCUCCGGAGUCCAGAUCUGAUCCGAAAAGUCCUAGUCAGCGACUUCUCCAGCUUCCAUGACAAUGAGUUCACCGUCUCCAGGACACUUGAACCUCACUUAUACGAGCACCCGUUCAUUCUCAGAGGAGAAGAGUGGAAAAGUAAUAGAGUGAAGUUGUCGGCUAGUAUGACGUCAGUAAGGAUGAAGGAGAUAUUUCCGCUGAUAAAGGAAAUUGUACCUCGCCUGUAUUCUUACCUUGAUAACCAUUUGGACGCUGAUUUGGACGCGGCUCUUACGGCAAAGCUGUUCAAUUUGGACAUCAUUUCGAACGCUGUGUUCGGAAUCAGCAACAGCUGCUUCGCAAACUCCGAGGCACCAUUCCGCAAGAUCAACGAAAUAAUGUUGAAAAGAUUAUAUCACUGGAAAUUUGUAAUUAUCUUUUUCAUGCCCAGAGUGCGAAACUUGUUUGGAUUGAGGUUUGUUCCACCUACAGUUACCGACUUCGUGGAAAACAUGGUGAAGGAAAUAAUGAAGUAUCGAUUGGAACACAAUAUGACGAGAAACGAUCUGUUCCAGUAUUUCAUGAAAAAAGAUACAGGAAGUAACUUGGAUGAGAUGAUGUUCUACUCGAUGACGUUUUUCCUGGAAGGAGCCCUGGCCUCGUCAGUAAUGGCCAGUAUGGCGAUGUUCGAGCUAGCGGUCAACCCUCAAAUACAAGACACACUGCAUUCAGAACUCAGCCUCGCCUUGCAGGAUAAAAAAGAACUCGAGUACGACAUUAUUUCCGACUUGCCGUACCUUGACAAAGUCAUAAAAGAGACGCUGAGAAAGUACCCUACAAUUCCGGGCUACUGGAAAGAGUGUACUAAAACAACGACUUUUGAAAUUGAAGGAAGACGUGUGGAAAUAGAGCUUGGAACUUCUAUAGUGAUCCCUGUACAAUCGAUCCACCACGACCCACAGUACUACCCGGAUCCGGAAGUGUUCGAUCCAGAGAGGUUCUCUGAAGAGAACAAGGCUCAGAGACCUUCGUACACGUAUGUGCCGUUCGGAGAAGGACCCAGGAUGUGUCCUGGUAUGAGGUUUGGACUGACACAAGUGAAAGUAUUGAUCUCCAGCAUUGUCUCCAAGUACAGGAUCCUCCGCAGUUCCCGGACCCCGGAUAAACUGACCUUUGCCACUGUGCCCUUCCUGACGAUGCCCAAAGAACCGAUCUGGAUCAAGAUAGAGAAAAGAGAAUGAUGCUUUAUUUCUGGAUCAGUGUCAAUAAAGUUUUGUGUGAAUAUCAA